AUGGUAAGAAGAAAAAAUAAACAUAAUAUCACUAAAUCAACACCUGAUAAUUAUGUAAAAAACUAUUUCAAUCAAGUACAGAAGAAUGUUCUUAAUUUAAUAUUAGCAGGACCUGGUAGUAAAUUACCUAAUGAUCAUGAUGAGCAUGUAAUGUGUAAAUUCAAUAACACAUAUCAUCAACCAAAAAAAAUGAAUUUAAAUUAUAUAACACAAAUUGAAUCAAUUAAAACAAAUAACAAUAUAAUUAAAAUAAAUAGUAUAAUAGAUGAUUCAUUAUCUCCCAAAAGUGAUUAUAUUAUUCCAGUAAAAAAAAGAGGAAGACCAAAAGGAAGUAACAAAAAUAAUAUUAAAUUGGAUCAAAUAAAAGAAAUUCCGCAAAUUAAAAUUCCAAAGAAGAGAGGCCGCCCCAAAAAGAAUCAUAAUCUGAGAUCACCCUUGUUAACGUCAUCUCUUUCAAUAGACUCUUCUGUGAAAAUGUUAAAAAUCGAAAGUCAAUCUAUGAUCUGUCACAUUGAUGAUUAUCAUCCUAUAAUUGCUCUUAAGGAAGUUCAAAAUUCUCAUACAAUAUCUGAAUCGGGAUAA
Messenger RNA from Strongyloides ratti, 582 nucleotides. RefSeq lists its product as hypothetical. The coding region runs from base 1 to 582 and encodes 193 amino acids. Gene Ontology annotation, molecular function: DNA binding. The transcript has 6 exons. Lineage: Eukaryota; Metazoa; Nematoda; Chromadorea; Rhabditida; Strongyloididae. The record is from RefSeq and is a predicted model, not a curated record.